GUGCCCCAGUUUUCCCUGAAAGCCCCACCGGCUCGCAGAUUAAUAUUUAGUUUCCCUCUUAAAUAUCCUCCGGGACUUUUCUUCAAUCCUCAAAACUAUUUCCCCCUUAUCUUCUUCUUCUUCUUCUUCUUCUUCAAUUCUCUCUCUCUCUCUUCCUUCUUCCGAUUUUAUGCUUUUCUUCUGUAUUUGCGGUUGCUGAAAAUGCGGAUGAGUUGUAAUGGUUGCAGAGUUCUUCGCAAAGGUUGCAGUGAAAAUUGUAGUAUUCGACCUUGUUUGCAGUGGAUCAAGAGUCCUGAAUCUCAGGCUAACGCUACUGUUUUUCUUGCUAAGUUUUAUGGCCGUGCUGGACUUAUGAAUCUUAUCAACGCUGGUCCUGAGCAUCUACGGCCUGCGAUCUUUAGAUCUCUUCUCUAUGAGGCUUGUGGACGGAUUGUGAAUCCGAUUUACGGAUCGGUUGGAUUGUUGUGGUCUAGUAAUUGGCAUCUCUGUCAGGCGGCUGUUGAGGCGGUGCUUAAAGGUGCUCCGAUUAUUCCGAUUAAUUCUGAGGCGGCCACGACUGGCGAUGGACCGCCGUUGAAGGCUUACGACAUUCGGCAUAUUUCUAAGGAUGAAAACUCCGCCGCCUCCAACGAUGGUGGAGCGAAUCGGCGAGUCAGGACUCGGUGCCGUUUUAAGCGAUCGGCCGUGAAGGAUAAAGAGAGUACUGGAAUUGUAUCUGCUGUAGCGGAGUCGACUCGGCGACUGUUCUCCUCGACAGAGAUUAACCGUUCGUCGAGCGGUGAGUCGUCGCUGACUCACCAAUCUGACUCGCCGCAUCUCGAACAUGAGAGCAAAGAAACCGAGAGCAUGAUCUCGGUGGAGACGGCGGAUGUUUCUCCUCCUUCGGCGCCGUCGGCUUUUUUCAGAUCGGAAUCCAGUCACGUACAAAGAAAAUUCACCAACCACGACGGCGGCAGGAUGACAAUUCCGGAAAGCGAAUUAGCUCUAGAACUUACCCUGGGGAUGGAGCCGGUAUCACGUGCCCAGCACGUGGUUCCAAUGAAGAAGCGAAAGAUAGAGGCCAACGAUGGGCUGAGGCCCAAUAAGGAAACGUGCAAUACGAUUUUGGGCCUGGAUUUUGUAGCCGGAAACUAGGCCUAAUAAGGAGCCCACAUAUUGAUAAAAAACAUGAAAAC
Molecule: messenger RNA, 1175 nt
Organism: Cucurbita pepo subsp. pepo (vegetable marrow)
Lineage: Eukaryota; Viridiplantae; Streptophyta; Magnoliopsida; Cucurbitales; Cucurbitaceae
Product: LOB domain-containing protein 41
Biological process (GO): regulation of gene expression
Source: RefSeq, a predicted model, not a curated record